AAAAGGCAAAUAUAUAUAGUGUUUUAGUAAAUAUCCUUUUUCAUAUUUGUUAAUUUUGCUUUAAAAGAUAGGAUUUAUUUUGCUUUAUUUUUCUAGAUUAUCAAGGUACUUAAGUUUGAUUAUUAGAUUAAGUUAUGUAGUUCAUAUAGACUUUAAAGAAUAAACAGCUCUUACCAACUUCGUUAUUAAAAAAUACUAAAAUAAAAUCAAAAUGGAUUUGCUUAAAUAUUGAAAUCCUAAAAAUUAAGAGCUAAUUGUCCUUAUGGAUUGAGUAAAAUGAGUUAUGUUAUAUUUAUUUAUUUAGCUUUCCAAUUUAAUACUAUUUUAUAAAUUACCAACACAUUAAAAUUUGAAUAUUAGAUUAAAAUAAAUAAGUAGCUCAUUUAGAUUUAAAAAAAAACAGAUAUUACCAAUUUCACUUUAAAAAAAACCAAAGUAAAAUAGAAAAGGAAUAGUUUAUUUAUUGAGAUGGUAUAAAAUAUUCCUUAGUAAUCCAAAUUUUAGUGGGCAAUAUAAUAAAUAACCAAAAUAGAAAUCUAUUAUUAUAAGUUAAAAAUUGUAUUUAAUACAGACUAAUACAAAUUUUAAUGUCAAAAUUUAUUAUUCAUGUAUGAUAUAAUAACAAAAUUUAAAAAUCUGGGCAAAAUUAAUCAGAAGAUGACAUAGUGAAAUCAUAAGAAACACAACGUCAGCAUCUUAAUUCAAUUUAAAGUACUCAUAUACUAGAUAGUAUAUCAAUUAAUGAUUCAUUAUCAUACACUAACGAAGCAAUCAAUUAUUACUUUUAAUGUUAAAUAUCUUAUUUACUGAUCUCUCCUUAGGAUUUUAGUAUUCAAAGGUCUGGUAUUUAUCUACAUUUUUGUUUGGUUAAAAUAAUAAUGUCCAAUAUAUUAAAAUAACCAACAAUAAAUAGUACCAUCUAAAACAACCAAAAAAGUAUAAUAUAAUAAUAAAAAACUAAAAUUUAAAACUACAAAAAAAAAAAGAAAAAAAGAAAAAAAAAUGAUAAGUUUUCUUCUCUCAACAUUAACAGAAGACUAAAAUUAUUUUUCAGAUUUGAAAAUUUAUGAAAAAUUCCCUUAUUUAAAAGAAGAAAAAUCAAUAUUUAAUGAAUAAGUUUAACAGCUUUGCCAUUAAUAUUCUGAUAAAAUAUAUGAAGAGGAGUAAGUUUAACUUUAGACUGGUAAUUUUAACUUAGACUGCCUAGGAAGCCAUUUAACUUAAUCAAUUAAUUCAACUGAUUAAACUAGAUUGUAAUAAUAAUAUCUUGGAUUUCCUAGAUUUAAGCAAAUAGAAUAAAAAACUGACUCUACGAAUGCGGAUAAUACAUUUGAAAACUAAUAAGACAAAAGCCUUAAUCUUAACUCAUAAGAGCUGAUUGAUUCACCAGAUAGAUAUAAUGGCAGAGUGUAUGAAGGUGAAGAUGCUUAACAUUCUUUAAAUAAUUCUUAAGAGUAAAACUAAUUAGAUUAUCUAAAUGAAAGAUGUAAAAGAUCAAAGAGAACACAAAUUAAUCCUGAAUAAAUGGAACAAAUUAAAAGGUCACAGAUAAGUGGAAAUGAGCAAGAAUUAACUGAAGAAACUAAAGGCAUAAUAAAAGAAGGAAUUCUAAGUUCACUAUAAUAAAUUGUGUCAACUAAAUUGUAAGGUUUUUUAAUAUCAAAUAAAAAUCCUAUGUUUUAUGGUUUAGAUGAUUGUUUAAUUGAUCUAAACUAGAUAAAAUAAGGAUACGAUGGUAGAAUUACUUACAAAAAUAAACAACAAUUGUAAACAGUUACCUUUUUAAUAUCUGGCUAUUUAACUUAGGAUCUUAAAGCCUCAGAAAACUUUUAAAUAUUAACUAAUACUAAGAAUAAAGAAUCUUAAGAAAAUUUGUUUAUUUUCUACAAAUGGUCAGACAGUAGACUUUUCAAAAUUUUAGAUAAAUUUUUAAAUAAUAUUAUGCACAAUUAUGAACCUGAAAUUUAUCAAGACUAUUUAAAAGAAUUGUUAGAUAGUUGUUUAUAGGCUUGUUUUAACGAUGUUAUAAUAAAAGGCAUUUAUUGGCUGUUAGAGUUACUCAAUAUGUGCAUCAAAUAAGUCGGACCAUCUUUCUUUUUAAAUUAAGUUAGAGUACUUAAAACAUUUCUUGAUACAACAAUUGAAGACUUUUAAGUUGCUUAUGAAUAGGCUAAAAAUGGUGGCACAAUUUUAGCUGAAAAUAUAAACAAUCUAAAAUUAAUGAGAAAAUUAAAUAUAGAUUUUAUGGGUCACAGCUUAGGAGCAGUAGUCACUGCUUAUGCGGUGAAAAAUUUAUCAAUGUCUGCUAGAUAUUUAAUGCUUUUUGGAGGAGUUGCAACAGUCAAAGAAAUUCAAGACUAUUCCAAAAAGUUUUAAAUGUGCUAUAACUUCUAUUCUGAAAACGACACUGUGGUUAAAACAGGUCUAGUAAAAGCAAAGGUCGUUGGCGAUCAAAAAUUUGUAGGAACAAUACCAUUUAGUUUUAAUAAUCAAAUUUUCAAUUUAAAUACAAAAAUUGAUCAUCUUGAUUAUAUGAAUAAAUAUUAAGAGUAUUAUAAUCUUGCAAUGGAGUAAUUUAAAUCACCUUCUAAUAGAUUAGACUAACCUGAGAAAAUAAAUUUCAUGAAAUUUGGAUUAGGAGAAUUAUUACUUUAUUUAUUACAAGAUAAACCUAAAGAUAAAUAAGUAUCUAUAUUUUAUCUGUUUGUUCUCUACAUUUAUUAAUUAUUUUUAUGA
Molecule: messenger RNA, 2736 nt
Organism: Tetrahymena thermophila SB210
Lineage: Eukaryota; Ciliophora; Oligohymenophorea; Hymenostomatida; Tetrahymenidae
Exons: 3
Source: RefSeq, a predicted model, not a curated record